Molecule: messenger RNA, 906 nt
Organism: Closterium sp. Yama58-4
Lineage: Eukaryota; Viridiplantae; Streptophyta; Zygnematophyceae; Desmidiales; Closteriaceae
Source: the annotation of a GenBank genome assembly
AUGGAGGAUGGAGAUGAGGUGGAGGUGAAAGAUGGUGUUCUGGAGGAAGGUGGCCGCAGACUUGGUGAAGAUGCUUGUACGGAGGAUAAGCGGGAAACGGUUCGGGAGGAGGAGAAUGGGAUGGAGAGGGGAGGAAGAGUGGAGGGAGGUGGAAAGGAGGGGGAUGGAAAGGAGGAGGGUGGAUUUAAGGGUGGUGAGAAGAGGGGUGGUGGUGCUUUGGGCAGUGAGGGCAAUGGCAGAGCGGCUGCUGAUGCUGCUGCACCAGCAGAGGGAGAUGGAAAGGGGGGCGAUGCUAAGGUGGGAGAUGAACACGGGGGGUGGAUUAGGAAGGGUGGUGAGGUGGGGGGUGAUGAGAAGGGGGGGGAGGAUGAGAAGAUGGGAGAUGAGGGGGCAGAUGUGCAAGGAGGGGUUAUCGAGGUUGUGACAACAGUGCCACCCACUGCACUGGCUGAGGCAGGAAUUGGCACCCAGCGGCACCGCGCUCUUAUUGAGUCUGCUAGUAACGAGAAUGCCCUCAUGGACUCGUCGAUUAGCCGGCAGCAGGGCGCAACUGUGGUGUCAUCAUCUCCCCUUGGAACGAUGUCUCACAAGGGCGUUAUUGCGGUGCCAUCAUCAACCCUUGAGACGGCGGUGUCUCACAAGGGCUCAAUCGUGGUGUUAUCAUCUCCUGAGGGCCAGGGUGCUGCUGCUGCCACCCCACACCCGUGCUCCCCCCCCCCCGCCCGUUUAUCUUCACCAGGGACCGCUGCCAACAGUGGUUGGACCGACGAUGCUGCAGGAGCCGCAGCGGUCGCGGUUCCACUUCUUCAGCACCUUCUUCUCGACCUCACUCUCUCGCGUCCAGGAGCGAUUUGUAAGUGGAGUGAUGUGCAGUCUGGUGCUGUGUUGAGCGGUGCAAUGCUCUAA